Babesia microti strain RI is the source of this 534-nucleotide messenger RNA. Its product is annotated as large subunit ribosomal protein L23Ae. The coding region runs from base 1 to 534 and encodes 177 amino acids. The record is from RefSeq and is a predicted model, not a curated record. The transcript has a single exon. Lineage: Eukaryota; Apicomplexa; Aconoidasida; Piroplasmida; Babesiidae. Gene Ontology annotation, molecular function: rRNA binding; structural constituent of ribosome. Gene Ontology annotation, cellular component: ribosome; cytosolic large ribosomal subunit. Gene Ontology annotation, biological process: ribosomal large subunit assembly; translation.
AUGGGGUGGGCCAUUGCAAUGGUUAAGGCCCAAAAGGAACAGCCAGACAAAGGCAAAGGGGACGCCAAAAAUAAGCCCCCGGUUAGUUCCAAACAAAAACCCUCAAAGGUUGAUAUUAAGAAGGCGAAAAAUGCUGCGAAAUCUGUGAAAAAAUCCACCACCUUGUCCAAAGUCAAAGUUAGACGGAAUAUACAUUUCUUCAGAAAGAAGACGUUGAAAAAACCGAGAACUCCCAAAUUUCCCAGAGUUUUAAAAACACGCCACUCUAAAAAAUUAGACAAAUAUUCAAUUGUCAAAUAUCCCCUCACCACUGAAUGCUCCAUGAAGAUGAUUGAAGAAAUCAAUACUCUCGUCUUUAUCGUAGAUCCUAGGGCUAACAAGAGAAAAAUCAAGUUGGCCAUGAAAAAUCUUUACGAUGUGGAUUGCCAGAGCGUAAAUACUUUGAUUCGUCCAGACGGGCUGAAGAAGGCUUUCGUUAGACUCUCACCCGACCAGGACGCACUGGAUGUUGCCAACAAAAUCGGCAUAAUCUAA